AUGAGCAAGGAAUUGCAUCAUGCUUUUCGAGGCGGAUCCAACUUUUGGGCUUGCGAAACCAAAACUCUGCGUCUCCUUGGUGCUUUCCCUGGAACCGGCAAACAGUGGGUCGCUUCCCUCCUUUGUUACGUAACAAACCUAAUUCCCCAGUCUUGCCCUUCACUCUCCACCCUUGGCGCUCUGCAUAUACCCUUCUGCUUCCUCCUUUAUUCCAACAUCACAUCAAAAUCAAAUUCCCAUUUCUCGUUUUUUAUCUACUGCGUCCAUCAACUGGAAUUCUGCUUACCGGCUCCAUCGCUUCCCAUUAGAAUUCACCAUUCUUUACAUCCUGUGCAGUCUGCACAUCCCAAUAUACAAACCAUGACGUCCGAAUCGGAUCACGAGAUGAAACAUCUCCAAACGCCAUCUUUGGAGCCAUCGCCCAUAUUAGAGCCUCCAAAUGCCGAGCGACGCAGAGUUCGCAUCAACAGUCAUGCCGACACCAUCCCCAGACAAUCAUCGGCCAACGCCAGCCAUCGCGAAGAUGUUGAGUCUCAAUUUGCCGGCAUCGGCACAUCAACCGCUGAAGCAGAAGAGCUCCUGCAAGCACACAGAUCAGAAAAACCAGUACCUGAGCCGUUGGAGAAGGUCACCUCCGAAGAAGAAGAGGAAUAUGCCUAUUCUGGAAACUCCGAGGGAGGCCUUCUCUACCAUCUCCUCAAAGCUUACAAAGCCCCAGCCAUGACUGAUGCUUCUUCGACAGCUAGUAUGAGUCCGCCACAGUACCCUGAUACAGCAAGCAGGCCAGGCUCAUCAGGUACAAUGACCCCCCGUCGUACCAACAGGAAGUGGUAUGAGCAAGAGAAGGGAAACCGAUCCCAGGAAACGCUGGCUACGUUGAUCGGCGCGGCUGCUGCUCUCACAAACCCAAAUUCGACGCCCCCGAGACCUGCACACAAACGACAUUCAUCCAACCCAAUCACCAAGAUGUUCAAGGCCAAGGAGGACCAGAGUGCGAAGAUCAAAGCACAUCUCGCUACCAUCCUCAAACGCCAGCAAUACAUUUUCAAAUUGGCGCGUGCACUAAUGCUUUUCGGAGCUCCCACGCAUCGCCUCGAGGAGUACUUGGCCAUGACCGCAAAGAUACUAGAGACGAACGCCCAAUUCCUUUACAUACCCGGCUGCAUAUUGGUUUCCUACGAUGAUACGAGAACCAAGACUUCAGAAGUCAAGAUGGUGCGAGUCACGCAAGGAGUGAACCUCGGGAAGUUGAAAGACACCCAUGAAAUCUACAAAGAGGUCCUUCAUGGUGUCAUCGAUCUUGAUGAGGCACUCGCACGCCUAGAAGAGGUGAUCACUGCAAAGGACCGUCACCCCGUCUGGCUGUCUGUGUUGAUGUACGGGCUCGCAAGUACCGCAGUAUCUUGCUUCUUCAAAGCUCGGCCGAUCGACUUCCCAAUCAUCUUCGUUCUCGGAUGUAUUCUUGGAUUCUUGCAGCUGGUUGUUGCACCCCUGUCCAAAACGUAUAGCACGGUCUUCGAGAUCAGUGCUGCGAUCCUGAUGACCUUUCUGUCUCGCAUGUUCGGCAGCAUUCGUGGCGGAGAUCUAUUUUGCUUCUCGGCGUUGACGCAAAGCUCGAUUGCCAUGAUUCUCCCUGGUUGGCUUGUCCUCAGUUCAUCUCUGGAACUUCAAUCAAAAGCCAUUGUACCGGGCUCCAUUAGGCUUGUGUAUGCCAUCAUCUACAGUCUCUUUCUGGGUUACGGCAUCACAGUCGGCACAGCUAUCUACGGCGCUAUCGAUAGCAACGCGACGAGCGAGACGGAGUGUCGAGACCCCAUGAACCCAUAUUGGAACUUCCUUAUGGUCCCUCUUUACGUCUUUUUCACCACUUUCACAGUGCAGGCCAAAUACAAGCAAAUGCCCGUUAUGAUUGCCAUCGCAUUUGCGGGCUAUGUAGUGAACUUCUAUUCCAACAUGAAGUUCAGUGCGAGUGCGCCUAUUGCUUACACAUUCGGCGCUUUUGCCAUCGGCGUUCUUGCCAAUCUAUAUAGCAGAUUGCGCCACGGAGUUGCCGCUGCUGUUUUGCUUCCCGCUGUUUAUGUUCAGGUCCCGGGAAGUUUGGCAGCAAGUGGCAGCAUCAACACUGCUUUGAAGACGGCAUCAUCGCUUAUUCGAGGCGGGAACGAGACUGUUGACCCCAACGACCAACAAGCCCUCAACGCUAUCAGCUUCAACGUCGCUGCUUCAAUGAUCCAAAUUGCCAUCGGCAUUACCGUCGGCCUCUUUAUGUCCGCACUAAUUAUCUACCCGCUGGGAAAGCGCCGUAGCGGCCUCUGGACGCUUUGA
Messenger RNA from Periconia digitata, 2325 nucleotides. The record is from the annotation of a GenBank genome assembly. NCBI's taxonomy places the organism in Eukaryota, Fungi, Ascomycota, Dothideomycetes, Pleosporales, Periconiaceae.